AUGAAAAUCUGCAAACAAAAAAAAAAAAAAAAAUUGAAAAAAAAAGUAAUCAUAAAAGCAUUACUUCUCAUUUUUCUUAUCUUCAAUAAUUACAAGAUGACUUUUGAAGUUUUGGAAAACACGGAUCCCGAAAUUAUUAGAAUAUUUAUUGUUAGACAUGGUCAAACUGAUCAUAAUGUCCAAAAGAUUUUACAAGGACAUUUAGAUACAGACUUGAAUGAGACUGGUAGAAAUCAAGCACAAACUGUUGGAAAAUUCUUUUCUCAGAUCCCUAUUGAUUAUUUUCUUUCAUCAGAUUUGAUCCGAUGUCAGCAAACUUUACAACCUAUUAUGGCCCAUCAAGAAAAGGAUAAUGUCAAAUAUACUGCUAAUUUAAGAGAAAGAGAUAUGGGUAAGGUGCAAGGGAUGUAUUUGAAAGAUGCUUUAGAAACUUAUGGACCUGGAUUCCGUAAUUUAGGAGAAAAGGAAGCUGAAUUAUGUGCUCGAGUUGGAAAGGAAUGGCUUGAUCUUGUUGACCAGGAUUAUAGUAACGUUAUUUUUUGUACACAUGGGGGUGUGAUCACCAGAUUCACCAAAUAUUUGCAUGAAACCUUGGGAUACAAGUUGAACAAUAAGUUGACGCCAGCCGACUUGAAGGUUCCAUUCAACACCUCAAUAACAGUUGUUGAUGUGAGCAAGAAGAGCAAAGAAGGUAUCAUCCAGGAUUUUGGAAAUACCUUGCAUUUGGGUGGCCAGUUUGAAGUUAAAGAACAAAUGUUGAGAUAG
Molecule: messenger RNA, 765 nt
Organism: Candida tropicalis MYA-3404
Lineage: Eukaryota; Fungi; Ascomycota; Pichiomycetes; Serinales; Debaryomycetaceae
Product: phosphoglycerate mutase
Exons: 1
Coding region: 1-765 (254 amino acids)
Biological process (GO): negative regulation of programmed cell death; regulation of pentose-phosphate shunt; negative regulation of glycolytic process
Cellular component (GO): cytosol
Molecular function (GO): fructose-2,6-bisphosphate 2-phosphatase activity
Source: RefSeq, a predicted model, not a curated record